AGCAUUGAGAGAGUCAAAUGAUCAUAAGCAGAACCAUGGCGAGGAGUUCACUCAUCCUCCUGCUUUUCGGACUGGCAGCAGUGCUAGCUUUUCCCCCCCAGGGGAAGGACGACAGACGGCCAUCUUGGUGGCCCGCACAGCUACCAUGGCCCCCGAGCCAUCCUGAAUCGAUCCCCUGGCCCCCAACACACCCGGAAUCGAUCCCGUGGCCCCCAACCCAUCCUGAAUCGAUCCCGUGGCCCCCAAGCCACCCGGAAUCGAUCCCCUGGCCCCCACAGAAGCCUUCCUGGUGGCCCGAGAACAUUCCCUGGCCUACUGCUGCGCAAGUUGCUGAAGCCAAGUUCACUGACAAGCGGCCUUCCUGGUUGCCAGAGAACGUCCCUUGGCCCCUACAGAAGCCUGAGAAGCCUGAGAGACCCUCAUGGUGGCCCGCAAGCAUCCCCUGGCCCUCUAACGCUGAAGCCACUUCUGAUAGCAAGAUAUCGCAUCCCGAAAGGAUUCCGUGGCCCCCAACAGAAUGGUUCCCCGAAGAUGCUCCCUGGUGGUGGCCCAGUGACUUUGAAUGGCCCCCGGCGCAACCUGAAUGGAUCCCAUGGCCCCCACAGAUCCCAGAAUGGAUUCCUUGGCCCCCAAGUCACCCCGAAUGGAUCCCCUGGCCCCCGCAAAUCCCUGAAUGGAUCCCCUGGCCGCCACAGAUCCCUGAGAUCCCCUGGCCACCACAGAUCCCUGAGUGGAUCCCAUGGCCCCCAACCCACCCUGAAGGCAUCCCAUGGCCCCCAACGAUCCCCAGUUUGCCGUACAACCCCAUACGUGACAACCAGUUUCAUCUGUUCACCAGGGCUAAUCCCCAAAUGAGCCAGCCUCUUGUCUACCAGAACGCCAACCUUCUGGCAUCUACCAACUACGACGCUUCCCGCCCCACCAAAGUCCUGGUCCACGACAUCGCUGGCGCAGCUACUUCUCAGUUCAACGCUAUCCUUGUGCCUGCCAUCCUCGCCGCUGCUGAUGUCAACAUCAUUGUGGUUGACUGGAGCAGAGGUGCCAACGAAUCGUCAGUUCUCUCCACCGCUUACUCUGCGGCCUCUGGUGUCUUCAACUCCAGAUUCAUCUCCUGGCUGUCGACCCAAAGUCGAGGUGAUCUGGCCAACUUCCACCUCAUCGGAGUCGGUCUUGGUGCUCUAAACGUUGGUUUCAUCGGUCGUCUCUUGGACCGUAAAGUUGGAUACAUCACCGCUCUGGACCCAUCCCAAGGACCAUCCAUCACCAGCAUCCUACCCCCCUUGAACCCAAAAGUGGCGCAGUACACCGAGGUCAUUCACACCGAUGCCGGCCAGUCUAGCUACACCCAACCCUUGGGGGAUGCCGACUUCUACCCUAACGGGGGUAGUAACAUGCCUGGAUGUGCUGGGGACAGCGCAUGCAACCGCCUCAGGGCUGUCUACUACUUCGCCGAGUCUGUCCGGACUGGAGGCUUCACUGGUGUCCAGUGCAGCAACUUCCAAGAGGCUCUGGAAGGCAACUGUGAAGGACCUGAAACCCUCAACAUGGGUGGACUGAAUCCUAAGACUGGAUCCUCGGGAGUGUAUCACCUGACUACCAACGCCGCCUCUCCCUUCUCCCAGGGUUAAGAUCCAUGGUUAUUUAUAAAAUUAUUUAAUAAAUUAUACGACGUAAACGUGGGAGCAAAUAAAUAUACCUAUUUGAAAUUAAA
Molecule: messenger RNA, 1711 nt
Organism: Ostrinia furnacalis (Asian corn borer)
Lineage: Eukaryota; Metazoa; Arthropoda; Insecta; Lepidoptera; Crambidae
Product: pancreatic triacylglycerol lipase-like
Exons: 10
Coding region: 18-1628 (536 amino acids)
Biological process (GO): lipid catabolic process
Molecular function (GO): lipase activity
Source: RefSeq, a predicted model, not a curated record